AUGGACAUGUUCUAUGGCUCUCUUCUGUCCCUCUUUGUAAUCUUCGUCUCUUUUGCAAUUCACUUCCUUUUCCACAAAAAAAAUCCGACAACCACCCUCCAUCCACCUGGCAGAUCAGGGUGGCCAUUUCUUGGGGAGACCUUGGAGUUUCUUUCCACCGGUUGGAAUGGUCACCCUGAAAAAUUUGUAUUUGAUCGCAUGACCAAAUACUCAUCUAAUAUCUUCAAAACGUCAUUGUUAGGAUCCGAUGCUGCUGUUUUUUGUAGUCCCGCAGGAAACAAGUUUUUGUUUUCCAACGAAUACAAACUUGUACGGAUGUGGGUGCCGGAUUCUAUCAACAAGUUGUUUCCUUCUAAAUCAAGUCCAGCAGAAGAAGCCAUGAAGAUGAGGAAAGCUUUUCCAAGUUUCUUAAAACCAGAAGCUUUACAAAGAUACAUUGGCGUAAUGGAUGAUGUCACUGGAAAACACUUUUCGUCUUCAUGGGAAAACCAAGAAGUUGUCACUGUUUACCCUCUCAUCAAACACUUCGCAUUUGACAUCGCCUCUCGGUUGUUUAUUAGUGUAGAAAGCCCUGAGCAUAUUGCAAGAUUUGCAGCGCCUUUUGAUAGGUUAGUUUCUGGGAUUUUUUCUAUUCCAAUAGAUUUUCCAGGAACACAAUUUAACAAAGCCAUUAAAGCUUCAAAGCAUAUAAGGAAGGAGCUCAUUGAAAUAAUCAAGAAAAGAAAGAGUGAUUUGGAAGAGGGGAAGGCUUCUCCUAAACAAGAUGUAUUGUCGCAUAUGCUUGUGACAAAUGGUGAUGAUGAUGAUGAUGCUAUGACAGAUUCAGAUAUUGCUAAUAAGUUAAUAGCUUUGUUGCUUGGUGGACAUGAUACUAUUGCUAGUACAUGCACUUCCAUUGUUAGGUAUCUUGCUGAGCUUCCAACGAUUUAUGAAGGAGUUUACAAAGAACAAAUGGAAGUUGCAAAGUCAAAAGGCCCAGGUGAACUAUUAAACUGGGAAGACAUACAGAAGAUGAAAUAUUCAUGGAGUGUAGCAUGUGAAGUCUUGAGGCUUUCUCCUCCUUUUCAAGGAACUUUCAGAGAAGCACUUACUGAUUUCACCUUUAAUGGUUUUUCCAUUCCAAAGGGCUGGAAGAUAUACUGGAGCACAAAUGGAGUGCAUAGAAACCCUGAAUACUUUUCGGAGCCCCUUAAAUUUGAUCCCACAAGAUUCGAGGGAGAUGGACCAGCUCCAUACACAUACGUGCCAUUUGGAGGAGGAGCUAGGAUGUGUCCAGGCAAAGAGUUUUCUCGAUUGGAGAUUCUUGUUUUCAUGCAUCACAUCGUGAAGAGGUUUCGAUGGAAAAAAAUCAUUCCUGAUGAAAAGAUCAUCGUCGAUCCUAUGCCAGUUCCUGCCAAAGGGCUUCCUGUUCGUCUUUACCCACACAAAACCUAG
Molecule: messenger RNA, 1434 nt
Organism: Lactuca saligna
Lineage: Eukaryota; Viridiplantae; Streptophyta; Magnoliopsida; Asterales; Asteraceae
Source: the annotation of a GenBank genome assembly